Messenger RNA from Drosophila pseudoobscura, 4236 nucleotides. RefSeq names its product ETS transcription factor pointed (gene pnt). Lineage: Eukaryota; Metazoa; Arthropoda; Insecta; Diptera; Drosophilidae. The transcript has 10 exons. Gene Ontology annotation, biological process: cell differentiation; regulation of transcription by RNA polymerase II. Gene Ontology annotation, cellular component: nucleus. Gene Ontology annotation, molecular function: DNA-binding transcription factor activity, RNA polymerase II-specific; sequence-specific DNA binding. The coding region runs from base 873 to 3116 and encodes 747 amino acids. The record is from RefSeq and is a predicted model, not a curated record.
GUGCCCGAGAAACGCGUCGGCGUCGCUGCCGCUGUCGCGGCUGAUAUUGCUGGCCUGUUGCUGCCUGCUGCUUCGCACUCAAUUUUUCUCUUUUGCGUCGGUCGGUCAUAACGGUUAAGGUGUUCGAAAAACAAAAACAUACAGCGAUCGCGACUCGCGAGUGAUUCUUCUGAAAGUGCAAUAGAAAACCAGAAAAUAUUAUAUAGAAUAUCUGUCAAAAAAUACAGAUAAAAAGUUUAUACAAACAAACCCCUGCCGCAAGAUCGGUCGAGCAAAACAAAAUCUACCAAAAAACCACAAAAAGCGCUUAAAAAUACAUCAAUCGCGAGUGAGUGUGUUUGUGUGUUUCGCGUGUGAUUUUCUAUGUGUGCGUGGGUCGCACUCCUCUGAUCCGUCGGCAUCGGCAUCGACAUCGACAUCCAACGUUCCUUCUUAUAAGCCGAACUAAAGCCCGAACUAAAUCCGAGGCUCUCGGCUGUUUCUUGUGUGUGUGUUUCCUUUCGUUCGCUUUGUUUCAGGCACGUAAUCUGUCGGCGCUCUUCCCCUCUCUGUCUCUAACCACGGUUUCGCGUUUACGGGCCCUAAUCAACCUGCUGAUCCCCUCCAGAGACACUCACGUAUACCGUACACCGAAAGAGAAAGAGAGAUAGCUAUCCUGCUUCGAUCAAGAUUAUGCGCCUAAUUUGAAGCUGUAAUUAAUUUGAAGAUACCCUAAUAAAAAGAGUGAACGAACACCACGGCGAAGCGGAUAACCAGAGGCAAAGAAUAGAAUCGAACCACACGAAAUUCAACCUUCUACCACAUUUUUGAGGGGCGUUUGUCUAUACCCGGCGCUAUUUUAUUAACCCCCCCACCGCCGAUGCCUUCACAAUAUGGAAUUGGCGAUUUGUAAAACAGAUCUAUCUGCCACGAAGUUUAUGCUGCCACCACCAGCGUUGCCCCCGCAAGCCACCGCCAUUGCCACCGGAGGACCCGACCACUCUGCGUCGUCCGUUGCACAGUUUUCCUUCCACCACAACCUCAACGAACUGUUCAACGGCUUCAGCCACAACACUUUGUGCCACAAUUCCACAUUCAGCAUUCAUCCAUCGGUGGUGCCAUCGAUCCUGAACAGCAAUAACACCACCAGCAACAUGAGGCUCAAAAAGAACCGAAAAGUCACAUUUCUAUCGAGUUUAGUGGAGUCGAAGAACAUCUUCAUCAAAGAGGAGCCCAUCAAUGGGUGCAAGGAUUUAUCGGAUAUUUCAGAUCAUGAGGCCUCCUUAGUUUUUUCUCACAUUGACCGGAUGAGCAGCUGCUGGGGAGAUCUGUGGAACUGGGGAUCAGAUGUGCCCACUGCCUUGCCACCCCUCACGCCGGGCACCAAUCGCAAGGUCAACGAGGUGCUCAAGGCCAGCUUUGCCUCCUGGGAGAAGGAGGUGCAAAAGUACAACAUAACCAAAGAUCCCCGUGAGUGGACGGAGGAGCAUGUCAUCUAUUGGCUGAAUUGGGCCAAGAACGAGUUCUCGCUGGUCUCCAUGAACCUCGAUCCCUUCUACAAGAUGACGGGUCGUGCCAUGGUCGAGUUGGGAAAGGAGAAAUUCCUGGCCAUCACGCCGCCCUUCACCGGCGACAUACUGUGGGAGCAUUUGGAUAUCCUACAGAAAGAUUGCGAGAAGCCAAAUGAGGAUAUUGUGCACGGCAACUCCUUUGAGUCGUCGGCCACCACUGCCUCGGUCUGUGGAUCGGACCAUCAGGUAGCCCCCAAUUACCCCACGUCGAACACGGGAGCAGAGGGAACACCCAACUCCCAAACGGCGGGGGUCUCCAGUAAUAAUACUAGCAAUAAUACCAACAACAAUAAUAACAACAACAACCGCCUGUCGUCCAUGGAUUAUGGUACGGGAGCGGGGAACAGUGAUAAAAGCAGCUUCCAUCCAGCAUCCUCCCAGCACAAUGGCUACAGCAGCAAUACACAUGAACGACCCAACAACAGCCCGCCCCCGCAGCAGCAACAGCAGCAGCAGAAUCACAACACGAACACGAACAACAGCAGUGGCAACAGCAGCAACAAUUCGAUGCUGCCACCUGCUGUGCAACAGCAGAGCUCCAGCGACAGUAACAACACCAGCAACAACAACAACAGCAACAACACGAAUCCAAGCAACAAUAAUAACAAUAACAACAACAUCAACUACCAAUUGGCCGCCAUUUCCGCCAUAUACCACCAGCAUCAGGUGAAAGAGGAGCCCGGAACGCAGAACGGAAGCGGUGGCGGCAGUGGCGGCUCCUAUGCGUCAGGGCCGAAUGGCAGCCAGAACGAUCCCACCGAUCUCAGUAGCUAUGGCCUGCCACCGCAUCUUGCCGCCGCCUACAGCGGAGGAGCAGGCAGUGGCAGCAGCAGCGGGGGAGGAGGCACAGCCUCCAAUGGGGGUGGAGCGGCGGGGGAUGACAGCGAUUACCACAGCACCAUCUCGGCGCAGGAGCACCAGAGCCAGGCCUCGAGCGGAGGCAACGGCAGUGGCAACAACAGCAGCGGCAACAGCAAUGGCUACGGCAUGGAUGGAAGUCCGGACUUUUACAACUCGUAUGGACGGGGACGCUACCACGACUAUCCGCCAGAGUUCACGCCCUACGAUGCCCAGCCCUUCCAGUCGAUGGGCGCCCAACCGACGGCCAUGGAUCAGUGGGGGGCACACACGCACCCACAUCCGGCGGCAUACAUGAGCACCCUGGGGCUGGACAAGUCGCUGCUCGGUGGCUACACGACGCAGGGCGGAGUGCCGUGCUUCACGGGCUCCGGACCCAUCCAGCUGUGGCAGUUUCUGCUCGAACUGCUGCUGGACAAGACGUGCCAGAGCUUCAUCUCGUGGACAGGCGAUGGCUGGGAGUUUAAGCUAACAGAUCCAGAUGAGGUGGCACGUCGCUGGGGCAUACGUAAGAACAAGCCCAAGAUGAACUACGAGAAGCUGAGUCGCGGCCUGAGGUACUACUACGACAAGAACAUCAUCCACAAGACGGCGGGCAAGCGCUAUGUCUACCGCUUUGUCUGCGAUCUCCAGAAUCUAGUUGGCCACACCCCUGAGGAGCUGGUGGCCAAGUACGAUCUAAAGAUUGAGAAGAAGGAUGUGGACUAGCAGGAGAGCAGCACGGAAGCUGCCUGAACGAUGAAUUGCAGCAGCAGCAGCCGCAGCCGCAGCGGCAGUUGGAGCAGCCGUCGAAGGGGGUUGAGAGUCAGAGCUGCUUCCCGCAGCAGCAGCGGCAGCGGCAGCAGCAGCCACGGAUUGUACUCAACAAAAAACAGAGAAAUAUAUUGUUUAAAUCAGCGUGAUGUUAGCUUUUAAGCAGCAAGCAGUACCACCCACCACACCCACCAGCCCCCCCAAGAACUGCGAUCUUGCAACGAGAUUAAAGUGUUCCCGCCCCGUAAACAGAACCCUUUCCAACCAUCAAUUUGUUAAUUGUAAUUAUUGUGUAAAAAUUAGACUUUUGAAUUAAUUUGAAAUUAAUUUAAAAUAUUCGUACUUGCAUAAGACUAAGAUUUAAGGAAUUUCGUAGUCCCCCCCACCAAAUCCUUCUGUAGCAUCAAGAACAAGAGAAUGAAAAACCAGUUAAAAUUCGAAGAAAAUUCUGUGUGUGUGCGUGUGUGUGUUUGUGUGUGCAAUGCGAAUGCGACGAUUGAUUUAGAGGCCAUAAACAAUAUAUAAAAAAAAGCAAUGUGUCCCCCAAAAAGUGAUAUUAGAGCGCAACAUAUUCUCUGUUGAAAUAAUCAUUUUCUUAACCCACAAGCAACAUUUCAGAAUCAUUCAAUCUUCAAGGUGUAAAUAUUGUAAGAAGAAAGAUGAUGUAUAGGAAGUAUAGGAACCCCCGAACAGCCCCCCUAGUAUUUAUAUGAUAACUACAUAAGCUCUCCCGUCUGUAUCCCUGUAUCUGUAUCUUGUGCGUGCUUCCGUGCGAUCCCAAAAGUUUUAAACAAAAGCAAAGUUGAUCCAUUUAACUAAAGAACUCUUUUAUAUAAAUACUAUAUACAUAUGUAGGAUAUAGUAUCCCAUAGGUUAGGCCAUACUUAAGUCGUAGCUCUUAGAUGCUUAGCCACGUAUUAAACGUAAGCACACAUAUACUAUAUAUAAUACAGAUAUAUAGCAUAUGCGCAUAUAUAUGUAGAGCAAUUCUAAAAUAUUGUAUUUAUAUACAUCGUAAUAUUAAAGAACUAAAAUACGAUAAACACAAACAUUAAAUAAAAGCAAGAAAAAUCAU